CUCCCGGCGCCUGCGCGCCUUCCCCCGAGCCCGCGGGACUUGCGGCUGCGUUCUCAACCGGCUUCCUUGCAACUCAGUGGAAGAACUGGUCAGAGAGUCUGGAAGUUUGGGUUCUGGUCCUGGCUGUGCCACUGACCCACUGUGACCUUAGGAUCUUGUGCUGUGAAGACAUUUCCCAAGUGCUUCAUGUUAGCCAGCAAAUCUGACCCACAAGGCCUGGAAAGAGGUGAUUGUUAGGUUGUGCAGAGGUGGUCUUAUCCAGCUCAGCGUCCCCUGGGACCCACUGUGGGACCUGAGGCAGAACUGGGGUGGACUUGGCCUCCUCCAUGGCACACCGGCUGCAGAUACGACUGCUGACAUGGGAUGUGAAGGACACGCUGCUCAAGCUCCGCCACCCCUUAGGGGAGGAGUAUGCCACCAAGGCCCGGGCCCAUGGGCUGGAGGUGGAGCCCUCAGCCCUGGAACAAGGCUUCAGGCAGGCGUACAGGGUCCAGAGCCACAGCUUCCCCAACUACGGCCUGAGCCAUGGCCUCACCUCCCGCCAGUGGUGGCUGGACGUGGUCCUGCAGACCUUCCACCUGGCAGGUGUCCAGGAUGCUCAGGCUGUAGCCCCCAUCGCUGAACAGCUGUAUGAGGACUUCAGCCGCCCCUGCACCUGGCAGGUGUUGGAUGGGGCUGAGGACACCCUGAGGGAGUGCCGCACACGGGGUCUGAGGUUGGCAGUGAUCUCCAACUUUGACCGACGGCUAGAGGGCAUCCUGGGGGCCCUUGGCCUGCGUGAACACUUCGAGUUUGUGCUGACCUCUGAGGCUGCUGGCUGGCCCAAGCCAGACCCCCGCAUUUUCCAGGAGGCCUUGCGGCUUGCUCAUACGGAACCGGUAGUGACAGCCCAUGUUGGGGAUAAUUACCUCUGCGAUUACCAGGGGCCUCGGGCUGUGGGCAUGCACAGCUUCCUGGUGGUUGACCCACAGGCACUGGACCCUGUAGUCAGGGAUUCUGUACCUAAAGAACACAUCCUCCCCUCUCUGGCCCAUCUCCUGCCUGCCCUUGACUGCCUAGAGGGCUCCACCCCAGGGCUUUGAGGCCGGUGAGGGAAGUGGCUGGGCCCUAGGCCGUGGAGAAAACCCUAAACAAACCUUGGAGACAGGGAGCCUCUUUCUCCACAGCUCUGGACUUUCCCCCUCUGCCUGCAGCCUUUGUCACCUAUUCUGAUAAUAAAGCAGUGAGUGCUGAGCUCUCAGCCUUGCCCCACUAACCAGC
Messenger RNA from Macaca mulatta (Rhesus monkey), 1260 nucleotides. RefSeq names its product haloacid dehalogenase like hydrolase domain containing 3 (gene HDHD3). The record is from RefSeq and is a predicted model, not a curated record. Lineage: Eukaryota; Metazoa; Chordata; Mammalia; Primates; Cercopithecidae. Gene Ontology annotation, cellular component: nucleus.